Messenger RNA from Chrysoperla carnea, 1800 nucleotides. RefSeq names its product zinc finger protein OZF-like. The transcript is spliced from 2 exons. Lineage: Eukaryota; Metazoa; Arthropoda; Insecta; Neuroptera; Chrysopidae. Gene Ontology annotation, biological process: regulation of transcription by RNA polymerase II. The record is from RefSeq and is a predicted model, not a curated record. Gene Ontology annotation, molecular function: RNA polymerase II cis-regulatory region sequence-specific DNA binding; DNA-binding transcription factor activity. The coding region runs from base 1 to 1338 and encodes 445 amino acids.
AUGGCAAAUAGUUCAUUGCAUGAUUUAUAUGAAAUAUUAGAAAAUGCCGAAGACAGUGAUAGAAAAGAAGAUAUACGAAUUAAAAAGGAAAUAUUAGAGGAAAGUGUUUCAAUGGAAGUAACAUUCGACAGUAAUGCUGUGAAUAAUAUAGUGAAACUUGAAAAAGAAUUACAUACAGAAUUAAUCAUUAAAGAUGAAGAACUAAUUGAAAGUGGUUUACAACUAGAACAUAUUCGAACUGUAGAAAGUCCGUUUUCAUGUGACUUUUGUAAUGAAAUAUUUACUACUCGAAGCAAUUUACUUUUACAUAAGCGAACUCACACUGGUAAAAAACCAUUUCUAUGUGAAAUUUGUAAUAAAGCAUUUACUAAUCUAGCCAAUUUAGUUGUACAUAAACGAAGUCACUCUGGUGAAAAGCCAUUUUCAUGUGAUAUUUGUAGUAAAACAUUUACUUCUCGAAGCAAUUUAGUUGUACAUAAACGAAGUCACUCUGGUGAAAAACCAUUUUCAUGUGAUGUUUGUAAUGAAACAUUUACUACUCGAGGUAAAUUAGUUGUGCAUAAACGACGUCAUACUGGUGAAAAACCAUUUCUAUGUGAAAUUUGUAAUAAAGCAUUUAUUGAUAGCAGCUAUUUAACUAGACAUAAACGAACUCACUCUGGUGAAAAGCCAUUUUCAUGUGAUAUUUGUAAUAAAGCGUUUAGUGAAAACAGCUCUUUAACUAAGCAUAAACGAAGUCACACUGGUGAAAAACCAUUUUCAUGUGAUAUUUGUAGUAAAACAUUUACUAAUCGAAGCAAUUUACUUGUACAUAAGCGAACUCACACUGGUGAAAAAUCAUUUCUAUGUGAAAUUUGUAAUAAAGCAUUUGCUCAACAAAGCACUUUAGCUACUCACAAACGAAGUCAUACUGGUGAAAAAUCGUUUUCAUGUGAAAUUUGUAAUAAAGCAUUUAUUGAUAGCAGCUAUUUAACUAGACAUAAACGAACUCACUCUGGUGAAAAGCCAUUUUCAUGUGAUAUUUGUAAUAAAGCGUUUAGUGAAAACAGCUCUUUAACUAAUCAUAAACGAAGUCACACUGGUGAAAAACCAUUUUCAUGUGAUAUUUGUAGUAAAACAUUUACUAAUCGAAGCAAUUUACUUGUACAUAAGCGAACUCACACUGGUAAAAAACCAUUUCUAUGUGAAAUUUGUAAUAAAGCAUUUACUCAAAAAAGCAAUUUAGCUACUCACAAACGAAGUCAUACUGGUGAAAAACCAUUUUCAUGCGAAAUUUGUAAUAAAACAUUUACUACUUUAGGCAAUUUAGUUUCACAUAAACGAAAUCACACUGGUUAAAACGAAUGGAUUUUUAUACCAUGUAUAUGAAAUAUACUAAGGUAUACUAAGUUUAGUCUCAAGUUUAUAACGCUUAAAAAUAUUGAUACUAUGAACAAAAUUUUGGUAUAGGUGUUCAUAAAAUCACUUAAUUAGUCCAUUUCUGGUUGUCUGUCUGUCUGUCCGUCUAUCAUCACGAUUACUCAUCAGGGAUUGAGACAGAACUGUAGAGGCAGCACUACUGCUGACAAUAGAGCGCCCUAGUGUUAAAAAUGCCAAAGAAAGUGAUGUAAACAGUGCAAUAGAUAGUAUUGGUAGUAAUAAAAAAUGCAAAAAAUAAUUAAAUUCGGAUUCUUGCCCGUCAAAUAUACUGAAUCACGGGGUCAAAAUCAAUUAAGGAAUUUAUUAAUUUAACAACUUUGUAAUUGUUUUGUAUACCACUUGUCAUCACUUUGUUUCACAUUUGCCUCGCCAGGUGGUGUC